Heterobasidion irregulare TC 32-1 is the source of this 477-nucleotide messenger RNA. RefSeq lists its product as uncharacterized. NCBI's taxonomy places the organism in Eukaryota, Fungi, Basidiomycota, Agaricomycetes, Russulales, Bondarzewiaceae. Gene Ontology annotation, molecular function: peptidyl-prolyl cis-trans isomerase activity. The record is from RefSeq and is a predicted model, not a curated record. The transcript is spliced from 4 exons. Gene Ontology annotation, biological process: protein peptidyl-prolyl isomerization. The coding region runs from base 1 to 477 and encodes 158 amino acids.
AUGGAGGUCAAUGGCGACCCGCUUGGAAGAAUAGUGUUCAAGCUCUAUGACACCAUCUGUCCCAACACCGCCCGCAACUUCCGCGAGCUCGCUACGGGCCACCAAGGCUUCGGCUAUGCGGGUUCGACAAUUCACCGCAUCAUCCCCGAGUUCAUGAUUCAGGGCGGGGACAUCACGCAGCGAGAUGGCUCCGGCGGCCGCUCGAUAUAUGGGCCCACGUUCCCGGACGAAAACUUCCGGCUGCGGCAUGACAAGCCAGGCCUUCUAUCAAUGGCCAAUCGCGGACCCAGGUCGAACUCGUCGCAGUUCUUCAUCACGACCGCCCCUGCGCCAUGGUGCGACGGCAAAAAUGUCGUAUUUGGCGAGGUCGCUCAAGGCUUCGACAUCGUCCGCACGAUCCAGACGCGGUAUGCAUCGGAUGACAUCCUGCGCAGGCCCGGUGCCUCGGUCGUGAUCGCGCGCUGUGGCGUAUGCUAG